Messenger RNA from Anastrepha ludens (Mexican fruit fly), 567 nucleotides. RefSeq names its product putative nuclease HARBI1. The record is from RefSeq and is a predicted model, not a curated record. Bases 10 to 567 code for a protein of 185 amino acids. NCBI's taxonomy places the organism in Eukaryota, Metazoa, Arthropoda, Insecta, Diptera, Tephritidae. The transcript is spliced from 3 exons.
GAUCAUACAAUGAAAAUAACCUAUAUAAAUGCGAAAAAUCCAGGAGCUACUCAUGACUCCAUGGCUUUCAACAUGUCGCCAUUGAAAGCGCAUUUAGAGGAGCAACAUCUCAAUGGCCGUCGCAAUACUUGGCUCCUCGGUGAUGCUGGAUACGCUCUUAAACCUUAUUUAAUGACGCCGUUCAGAAACUCUGAGGAAGGGUCUCCACAAAGGACCUACAACAAACAACAUGCUAAAGCGAGAAGUAUAAUUGAGAGAACAAUUGGAGUCCUGAAAAAUCGAUUUAGAUGUUUGUUGCAGGCAAGAGCUCUUCACUAUUCUCCAAAAAAAGCAACACAAAUUAUUAAUGUGUGUGCAGCUUUGCACAACAUUUGCUUGUUUUAUAAUGUUCAACUUCCGGAUGAAGAGUUAUCCGACGAGACCCUCAACGAUGAUGCUGAAGAUAUUGAAGUGGAGUCAAAUAGAGCUACUCAUGACUCCAUGGCUUUCAACAUGUCGCCAUUGAAAGCGCAUUUAGAGGAGCAACAUCUCAAUGGCCGUCGCAAUACUUGGCUCCUCGGUAUGUAA